This is a messenger RNA of Nerophis ophidion (straightnose pipefish), 6781 nucleotides long. RefSeq names its product protein LEG1 homolog. Lineage: Eukaryota; Metazoa; Chordata; Actinopteri; Syngnathiformes; Syngnathidae. The record is from RefSeq and is a predicted model, not a curated record. The transcript has 4 exons. The coding region runs from base 5776 to 6513 and encodes 245 amino acids.
UAACCAUGUUCAAAAUAAAUAAGCUUUUAGAUAUUUUAUUUUUCACAUGCAUUAUAUUAGCUUUCCAUGUCAACUUUUCAUCUAAGAUGACUCCAAGAAAUCUGAUUUCAGACACCUUCUCAAUUUUCACAUUGUUUAUGGAUAAACUAACUUCUAUCUUUCUUUUAUUACUGGAUACCAUAAAUUUAGUCUUUUCCAAAUUUAAAGAUAAUUUAUUUAUAUCAAACCACAAUUUUAGUUUAACCAUUUCCGCUUCAAUAUUAUCGACUAAGAUUUUCAAGUCACCUCCUGAACAGUAUACAUUUGUAUCGUCUGCGAAUAAUAGGCACUGUAAAAUUUUCGAAACCUCACAAAUAUCAUUUAUAUAUAAAGUAAAAAGUUUGGGUCCUAAAAUCGAACCUUGUGGAAUUCCACAUUCAAUAUUCAUACAUUCUGACCUAUGAUCAUCGAUCUCAACAUAUUGCUGUCGUUGUUGUAAAUAACUGGUUAACCUGGUGCAACUCCUCUGACUCCAUUAGUAUAUCAUUUAGAAAUGAGAAUUUGAUAAUCUACAGUGUCAAACGCCUUCUUCAAAUCAAUGAACACUCCUAUUGUGUAUUUAUUUUGAUCAACUGCAGUUGUAAUCUCUUCAAUAAUGUUCAUGAUGGCCAAGCUCGUAGACCCAUUUGAUCGAAAUCCAUACUGAUUUUCAUUUAAUAAUGUAUGUUUUUCAAUAAAACAGUCUAAUUUAUUAACAAACAGUUUUUCAAGCACUUCUGAAAAUUGAGAAAAGACAGAUACUGGUCUAUAAUUACCAAAUGUAUGUUUAUCUUCGGUUUUAAAUAAAGGUAUAACUUUAGCUGUUUUCAUACUGUCUGGGAAAACCCCUACUUUAAAAGAACAAUUAAUUAUAUAAUGUAAUGGUUUAAUGAUGCAAUCAAUUGUAUUUUUUACUAUACUUAGGUCUUGUUUUUUAGUUUGUAAACCACAGAUAAUAUUUCAUUCUCAGUCACUUCACUAAGAAACAUUGACUGCAUAACCCUAUUUUCCCUUUUCCAGACACUCCCUAGUGUAGGUCCUACAUUUACAAAGAAUUGAUUUAAUUCAUUGACAAUUUCAUCUCUGUUUUCAAUUAACAUAUCUUUUUUUAAAUAUCUAGGUAGUUCUGUUCGCAUUGUCCUAUUCCCUAUUGCUUUAUUUAAAAUAGUCCAUGUAGCCUUUAUAUUAUUUUUAUUUUCAUGCAACAUUCUUUUGUAAUAUUCCCUUUUUGCUUGUCUCAAUAUAUUGGUCAACUAAUUUUUGUAGUUCUUAUAUCGUUUUUCAGCAUUCUCUGUUCUUAACUUGAUAAACUCCUUAUAAAGUCUAUUUUUAUUUUUACAUGCAUUUUUCAAGCUGUUUGUCAUCCAAGGUGCCUUAUUUUGCCUUUGCUUAGAUCUGCAUGGACCCUCAGGACAAUGCUUGUUAUACAGAGUAAUAUAAUGCUUAAGAAAAGAAUCAUAGGCAGUGUUUAUAUGGUCUGUGUACACCUCUUUCCAUUCUUGUUUUAAUAGAUUAGAUUAGAUUAGAUAGUACUUUAUUUAUUCCGUCAGGAGAGUUCCUUCAGGAAAAUUACAAUUUUCAGCACAAUCCCAUUCAAGAUCAGACAAACAUUACAGGGAGACAGAACAGGAUUGCUGACGGGUCUGCCGGCUUCCAGCGCCCCUUACAAAAAGAUGACAUACAGGUAAACAAGGGGGGGAAGAAAAAAAUAGAAGAUUAAAAUAAAAUUAAAAAAUCGGUCUUAGCCUAGGCACUGGAGUGGGGGUGCAGACUGAGGCCAAGGGAAAAAAAACAAAAAACAACAAAAAAAAAAACAACUCAUUGCCAUGGUACACAUCCCUCUUCCAUGUGUGUAAGAGGGAAACAUCAAACACCAAAGAACACAGAGGACAUUAAAGACAUUAAAGCAGCAGAUACAACCAGACACUUCUACAUACAGCUAUGAAUAAAAAGUAAAAUAAACAUAUCCACUGUGGUGGCCUCUGCGGUGUUCCACGCCAUCGUCCGCUGGGGUGGAGGGAGCAUGGCCAGAGACAGAAGCAGACCCAACAAGGCAACCAAGACAGCCGACUCCACUCUCGGCCAGUGUCCAGUCCGCAUGGAUGAGCGAGGAUACGUCCAAGGUGACUGAGGUGUCCGACACCUGCUCACCCAGUCAAAUACACCGCGAAGCCUCUCCGUCCCAGUAGCUCAGUGCUAGCUCCGCAGUCCUGUCCCCUCAUCCGCAUCUCCUCCAGUACAUCCAAACAGACUCUGGUGUAGCAGAGACCCUGCAGCUGGUCUCCAUGGCCAAAAGGCUCCCGGGCCGCAGAUCCAGAAGUCCAUAAAAAAAGCACCACGGAGGUCACGAAAGUGCCACCCCCUGUCACACAGUCCCAAAGGGUCCCGGACCAAAAUGCAAAAAAAUAUAAUACCACAUGAAAAAAAGAGGGAAACACAAAAGGAUGACACAAGAGCACAGAGCUCCUGCCUACAGCAGCCACUACAGCAGCGCCAUCUUGGGAAAAAUAAAAAUAAAAAUAAAAAUAAAAAAAUAAUAAUAAUAGGUCAUUCCUAAAGUUGUUAAUAUGGUUGAGACUUCUUUUCCUCUUAAGUAUUUGAUGAUAUGUUAUUUUAGGGAAUUGAUAGUCAAAUAUUGCAAAAUAGGCAGAUGAACACUUAUGUCAUUUAUCACUAACACAGUAGUGAUGUGAAUCCCUAAAACAUUUGUAAAUAUAUUGUUUGUUGUUAUUCUGCUAGGCUUUGUAAUUAAUGGGUAAAGCCCUUUUUCAUAUAAUAUCUCUAAAAAAUCUAAUGUUUGUUUAUGUGAAUCUACCUUUAGAAGAUCAAUAUUAUAAUAUCCACAAAUUACGAUAGUUCUAUUUUUAUUUAAACCAUUAAUCAUUUCUUCUAAUUUAUCCAUGGAGGUUUCCACUUUUGAUCCUGGUUUUCUAUAUACACAUGCAACAACAAUGUUUCUGUUUUGUUCUAAUUCUAGCUCAACAGCUACACACUCCAUUAAAUCAUUUAUGGCCAUUGUCAUACAUUUAACUUGUCUGCAUUUUAGUUCAUUAUAUAUAUAGAGGGCCAUCCCUCCUCCAGUCCUAUUGUCUCUGCUAGUGACAUAUAGAUCAUAGUCCUUUAAUUUAAGAUCAACCUCCUUGUCUUUCUUUAUCCAUGUUUCAGAAAAGACAAUAACCUUAAAUCUACCUUUAAGUGACUCUAAAACAUUUUUGAUUUUCGAAAAGUGUUUUGGUAGACUUCUACAAUUAAAAUUAAUCAAAGAAAAUGUAUUUUCUAUGCUUGCGUCAUCAAGUUGUUCCUCAGUAUAAUACUGGCAAGAAUCCUUAACAUGCUUAAAAAUAUGAGUCUCUGGAUCCACUUCAUUCUGAAAAUCAAAUGUGCCUCUUUCUGUAUAAUCAACACUUGAAAGGGCUUCAGUCUUGAAAGAAAGAGUCAUGAGUUCCUUACAGGAGAUCCAAUAAUCAAGCAAAAAAAGAAGAAAAGUAAAAUGAAAAAUGCACUCACUAUUUUCAUUUGUACUGAUCCAGGUCUUUCAAUGUUCUGAUCACAAUCACUUCGGCUUAUUCUGGUGGUCCGUUUGUCCGGAUGAAAACUUUUCCAUUCCUUGUCCAGGUAGAUUGGAUUUUAUUUUGCUUUUUGAGGAUACGGCAUGUCCAAGCAAUUUCCGCAGUUUUCUUUGUCAGGUGCUCAUUUAGAUAAACUCCAGUGCCUUAAGUUUUUUAGCUGCCUUCAGAGUGUCCACCUUGUGCUUUCUAUUUGCAAACGUGAUGAUGACUUUAGGCUUGUUUUUUUGUCCUUACUUGGAAGAAUGUGACAUGUGCUGACGCUCCAGAGGAAUAUGUUUACUCUUCAUGUAGCGCACCGCUUGUUGCUCCAAGCUGUCAAGCUCCUCAGAUGGUGCGUCCUCACCAUGCUUGCCAUCAGGUGGGCCAGCAACCCAGGCAUAACUCCGAUGCCUGGUCUCCAGGCCGGUGACCACAAGGUCAUCAGCUCUGGAAUACUGUUCCAAAUCAUCCACCCUUUGUUCUAGGAGCUCAAUCCGUCCAUUCUUGUGUUGGAUGAUAGCCUUUAAGCUGCCUGAUCUCCUCCACGAGGCCUGUCAGUUUCCUCUGCUGUUCCACCACUUCACUGAGUUCCCUUGACAUAAAGUUUAGGGAAUCUUUAAUUCCUGCCAUUUCAGCUGCUAAUUUUGCAUUGGUAGUCAUUGUUCUUCGAGCAGUCUUGACUUUUGUUGGAUGUCAGUGCAGUUUGAUGAUUUUAGUGGGUUUCAUUCAGUGGGUGGAAUUGACCGCGAUGCGCUAGCAGCCCGGGCCCGUUGCGCUAAAGGUCGGCCGGCCUUGUCUCCAUGUUGACAGAAGCAUUGUUUGGAUAGUCGCAGUUGUCUCUCUACUAUGUGCGGCAUAAGCAGGUCAUGUUCCGAAUGUAACAAAAUAAGUUUUUUAUACAGGGUUGGAGAUGGACAAACGGCGUACACACUGUCGAGGUCAAGGAGUUCAUUAGCAAUUUCCAUCAGCCUAGCCUCCCCAGUCGCAGAUUAGAUUUCAUCUCUAGUAAUAAGGAUGACGUCCAGGAAAUCCACAAUAAUGUGUGUCCUGAUUCCUUGGCCACAAUUAGUCGGUAAAGAAAAUGAACAACAUUAUAGGGGUGGGCCAAAGAAAAGGCAAACUGAACAAAAAUACAUACAGUGGGGUGUGGGGACCCCUAGAAGUAGGUUUGAUUUUUAUUUAACCAGGAAAAAUCCAUUGAGAUUAAGAACCUCAUUUUCAAGGUAGUCCUGGUCAAGAGGCAGCAAAGCUGCACAUAAAAUCACAUUCACAUUAUACAUUAAAAUGACAGGAUGCACAUCAAGUAAAACAGUUACAGAUGACUCAGGCUUCUUCAUAUGCUCUGUUUAAAUUUAAAAUCAUUUAAGAAUAACAAUUUAGUAAGUUUCCAGUCUUUUUGUAGCAUGUUCCAAGCACAAGGAGCUGCAUAGACAAAAGUUUUUUUCCCUAGCUUAGUGCGAGCAAAAGCGACAGAAAGCAACAGCUGAUCGUUGGAUCUCAGUGCAUAAAAGUUUGUACUUCUCUGUGAAAUCUAUACACAAAUGUAAUCGGGCAAUAGUCCCAGAAGAGCCUUGUAAAUAAAGAUGUACUACUGACACUGUCUCCUAAUGGACAGGGAAGGCCACCCAACCAGAGAGUAGGAGUAGUAGUUGUAGUAGUACUUGUAGGGUGUCCCCAGCUAAAUGACAGAUAGUUGAUAGACUGACCUUUAUGUGAACAUUUUUAAAAGGCAGUUAAAAGCACAUUUAAGUGUGCAUUCCUGUAAUAUUCCAUUCAAAUGUUGUAUUAUUUUACAUAUUAUUUUUAUUAUCAUAUGUAUGAUUUUAUUUGCAAUGUUUCAGUUGUUGCAUCAUGCUAUAUGCUUAUUUUGAUUGUAAUUACUGUUUGUAUUUGAACCAUGUGAAGUACUUAGUGAGCUCCCUCUGCGAGAAGAGCUAUAUAUCAAAUGUACUUACUUACUAGGGCACAAAUAAAUAUUAGUUGGACAGACUGGGACCACUACAUCAUGAAAAUAGACGAACAUUGAUCCCAAAGUCAAUAGUCUCGAUCUGAGGGUACAGGCUUUUUUAAUCUAGCAGUCACUGAUCUCACAUGGAUGGACCAACAUAUUUGAUAACGUCCAUGAGAAGGUCUAUAAAACCCCCCGGUGUUUGCGCUUCACUUCAGUCGGCAUCUCUGCUCUCGACUCCUUCUUCUCCAACUUUUAGUCAUGCUGCGUCUUCCGUUUUCCUGCCUUCUUCUGGCCCUGGCGGCGUCUAUCGCCUCCUCGGCCGUCAUAGUCGACAACGGCAUGCCCAUCAUGUGGUCUCAGGCUGCUGCCCAGGUGACCGACCUGCCCGUGCAGAACAACAUUGUGGUGGCCAAUCCUUGGAACUUCCUGCACCGCAUGAGCUUCUAUCGCAUGAUCAUCAAUGCCACCAACCCCUUCAUGAACUCCAUCGGGCCCAGCCCUACUGACAGUCCCCUAUGGAGUCUGCCUCUGCAGGCUGGUUGGAUGGUGACAUCAGGUCAGUCCUACUUUGCAACCAUUUUAGUACACAUAUCAGUUCUGUUCUGUUUUAAAACAUGUGUCCUUUGGCCUCCUCAGAACGUCUCGCUGACCCGACCGGCACCAGAAUAUGUGUUAGCCGCCAACUUCCAGUCCACCCUCGAGAGAUCUGUGUUGUUCUUGACACCGCUGCCAGGCCGCAUUCUGCAGGAGGGUGACAGUCCACCCAACAUUGCCGACAUGACCCAGGAAGAGAACCACACUCUGCAUGUCUUCUCCUGGAUGAAGAACAUGAACAGCAUUUUGGGAGGAUCGCUGAUAAGUAUGUGGCGUGGCUCCAUGUGCUCUGUGAUCACCAGAGAGAAAGGCAGAGAGAUGCUGGAGCAGCUCCUGCUGGACCCUAGCUUUCCUACCUCCACUUUCCUGUCCAUCAUCAUCAACAUGGCCACCAGCUGCUAGUGGAAGGAUGCUCAAUAAACAAACUCAACAAACAUCACUGAGGACCUCUAUUUUUUUCUACUUAACACCGCUAAACACCAGAGUGGCUUCCCAAACUGCAUACAGAAUCAUACUGACCUCUUUCAAGCUCACACAAUAAUGGUGUGCAAGGCAGUGACAUGACCAUCUCCACGAGGGUGAGGCUAAACUCCUCACUUAUGGUGCUGCUCUAUGCUUAAAAUUGCUGUGUUUGGCCCGCGACUCAUUUGCACAUCUUUCACCUUGGCUC